This is a messenger RNA of Vespula vulgaris, 7529 nucleotides long. RefSeq names its product UHRF1-binding protein 1-like. The transcript is spliced from 17 exons. NCBI's taxonomy places the organism in Eukaryota, Metazoa, Arthropoda, Insecta, Hymenoptera, Vespidae. The record is from RefSeq and is a predicted model, not a curated record. The coding region runs from base 440 to 4675 and encodes 1411 amino acids.
GUUGUUGUAUUUGUUAAAAUUUUGUAAACGAGUAUUACUUUCAACGUGGCAAUGACAGAGUAUUUUUUUUUGUAUCGCUAAGCUAUAUACAAAAAACUGAAUAAAUUUAUCGAACACGUUUGCAUUACAAACUACGUUGAGAAAAAGAUUUAUAUAUAUAUAUAUUUCUUCUAAUUUAUUAUUAAUAGAUUCCAUUAAUAUAAUCUGCAAACGAAUUAUUCAUUAUUUAUUUAUAAAAAAAAAAAAAAAUUAUAACGUGCAUAACUACGUGUUACUGUAUGUUUUAAAUUAAUUUCCAUGAGAGAAGUACGAAUGUCUUGUAAGAGUCUAUGGUCAUAAUAGUCAUUGGCACGGAAUUCUUUUAUCUGUUCCUCCAUGUGUCAAACUAACCAUGUUUAGACGUAUUAAUCGUCAUAAAUAUUAAGUAGAAAUCUGAAAAAUGGUGUCGAUUAUUAAAAAUCAAUUACUUAAACACUUAUCAAGAUUUACUAAGAAUCUAUCAGCUGAUAAAAUAAAUUUUAGUACGUUUAAGGGAGAAGGAGAGUUAACCAACUUAGAAUUAGACGAAAUUGUUCUUACAGAUUUGUUAGAACUUCCUUCAUGGUUAAGAUUAACAAAUGCUUGGUGCAAUCAAGUUUCUUUUCGUAUACAAUGGACCAAGUUAAAGAGUGUUCCUAUUUUGUUGAAAUUGGAUGAAGUUCAUAUCGAAGUAGAAACAUGCGAAGACUUAAGAAAUAUGUCUUCCAAUCAAGGCCUGUCGUCUUAUGCAGGCCCAGCAAAAUAUUCUCUUAUUCAUAAAGUGAUCGAUGGCAUUACGGUUACUGUUAAUAAAGUAUCAGUUACUUUUAAAAGUCCUGCUUUUAUUGCAUCUGUAGAAAUGAAUCGCAUUGUCGUUGAAUCUAAAUCAGCUGCAUGGCAACGUUGUGACUUAAGAACAACAAGACUAAAAGAUCCAGAUCGUGGCCAAUUAUUGAUUUUUAAGGAAUUAGUAUGGCAGACUGUAAGAAUAGAAGCUCAAAGUACUAAAGAUACAAAUCUGACACCUCUUCGUUUACUUACUAACCAAGCACGAUGUUUAAUUACUAUAAAGAAAAGAAUAUCAGAUUGCUUUAUUAUGGGUUCAAGACUGAUACUCAUAUUAGAUGAUCUCUUGUGGGUCUUGACAGACUCUCAAUUAAAAGCAGCAUUACAUUUCAUAGAUUCUUUAGGAGGUCUCAUAGAGAAAGCAACUAUACUAGAACGAAAAACAAAAGCAGCUAGAAAGUUAGAGGUUCUACCAGAAUAUCAAGCACAAAUCUCUCAACAAAGUAGAACAAAAAAUCAGUUCAAUACACCAAUAUCAAAAUUAUUUUCAAAACAUGAUGUUGUAGAAACGUCUUAUCACUUUUGGUCUCAGAGAAUUGAUCUACAUUUGUGUGAUGAUGUUGGUGGUAGAUCAUUACAUCCUGAUUUGAAGGACGGUGGUGCUCUGCAAAUAUCUUUAGUUAAAUUCUAUAUUGAUUACUAUCCGUAUCAUUUGGCAAUGGCUGAUAGAAAAGAUUGGAUUAAAUAUAGAGAAAAUGUUAUACCUCAUAUUCAAUGGUUACAACAAUCAUUGAGUUCUUUCAGAAGUCAAUUUAUGGAUCUGAUUGAUUCUGGCAGAACGCAACAUUCUCCAUUAACAAGAAGUCAAGGAAAUGUUACAGGCAGUACUACAAAAGGUUCUGGAGAAAGUGUAGAAAAAAAUAGUCAAUCACAGAGUGCGAAUGUAGGAUCUCAAGAUCAGAAAAAGUUUCAAUAUUCUAGCGGAAAUCCAGUAAAAAAUUAUGUUCUCGAGCAGCUUGCAAAAUUAAUGACAACUUGUAUAGUUAUUAGAAUUGAUGAUUUUACAUUAUUCAAAGUAACAACCGCAUCACGUAAGCCUAUACCAAAGGAAUUUAUUACAGCUCAAACGAGGAAGAAACGUCCAUCAGGAGAUCGAGACAGAUUUUGUUUUCCUGAAGAUUUAACUAUUCUUCAUGCAGAAUUCACUUACUAUUAUUAUCCUGGAGAUAUAACUUUUCCAUUGCCACCACCAAAAUUUUAUGUACAAGUACAUCCAAUUCAAGUAAAUUUUGAUGUAUGUUCCUGCCUUUGGUUUAACUCUUUUCUAUUAAAUCUGCACCAUUCGCUUAUGAAAAAGAAUGAGACAUCAAGUUUAAAAAAUAUUAUGUAUUUUGAUGUAAAGAUAGAAGCUAUUCUUCCAAGGAUAGUUUUUGAAAAUCAGCAGGAUUAUCCAAAUCAAAAAGAUAGACCUAAAUCCUUGCACAUUCAGACUUCUAGGGCAUUAAUUACUAAUGUUCGAUCGGUGGAAAGAUCUUCAAGAGCUGACUUAGCACAAUGUUUAAACACGUUUCAAAUGGGCCAAAUGUUUUUUGGAGCUGAAUUCCCAAGCAAAGAGAAUGAUUUUCAUGUCGUAACCGAUAAAUUUUUAGCACAUUGCGCAGGUACAGAUAAUAUCAGAUGUGCACCACCAACAUUUACCAGUAAUUCAGUGAACGAAUUAAUACGACAAUUACAUCGUGAAUUUUUAUGGACAGAAGCGAAAGAUGUUUGGUGUUGCAAUUUAGAACCUGUUUGGGGUGACUUUUUUGGUGCUAGAGCAGUAGGACAGAAUCGUCCGGUACCAUUCUUCGAUGCGUUUCCUUUAACUUUUUGGUGUCAUAUGAAUUUAGAAUCAGUAACUGCAGAAACCGCUUCUUCUGCAGAUAUUCAUGGACUCGCAUAUAUAAGCAAUUUAGUUAGCGUACAAAUAAAUCAUUAUCAAUAUCUUUUUUUAUUAAGAUUGUCAGAGGUUCUGUCCGAAUUGACUACAUAUUUAGCUAUCGAUUCUAAUAAGAUAUUGAACGUUGAAUCUGGUGGUUCAUUAAUUAUUGGUGCGUUAAUACCACAAAUAGAGAUAACUUUUGUAAUGCCUUCGCAUACUCCUGGAAAAGAAAAUUCUGGCGGAGAUUUGGAAUCUGUUGUACCUGAUUCAUCUAGUAUAGCUGAUGAUUUUGCUGGAUCAUCCGCUGCUUGGCACAGUGCUACACAAAAUGCAAAAGUUGACUUUAGCAUAAAGAGGAUGAACACAAGUAACGACGUUGAAACGCCACAAAGUGAAGUAUCAUCGAUGUCUAUGGAUUUUAUUCAUUCUGCCACGAUAGAGCAACCAGUUGUUACGUUUAAGCAGAAUGGCAGUUCGGAAAAACGCGAACGUGAACGUGAUGUACAUACGAGUAUCGCUCAUGAAAAACAACAUACGAUAACAGAAGAAGAGGGUUUAUCGUUAAAACAAGGAGAUGCCAUACAAAAACAUAAUAAACCAGACUUGAUACCAAAUACACCCUUUAUUCCAAAUAACUUUAAUGUUGGUUUAUCUUCUAUGAGAAAAGGAUUUAGUAAUUUAAUGACAUCCAUUGAUUCUGCUUUGAAAGCGUCUCCUGAAGAUGGUAGUAGUGAUACCGUAUCUAUGAGGAGCGAUAUAAGCUCCGAUAGCGAAAAUUAUGCAUUAAUUAAUCUUCAAGAUCAAGACAAAUUGGAAGGAAUAUUUGCAAUUGAUAAUACCAUUAGAAUAACUGCUGUGGAAGAAGCCAGUGAAGUAGUAGAAGAAACACCAGACACGCAAAGUGAAAAAUCUGUUGACAGUGUUUGCAAAAGAAAAGAUAUAAUAUCUGUUACCACGUUUAAACUAUCCAAAGUUGAAUUUAUUCAACAAUCUUCUGGCUAUUCUUCGGCUAUAAAAGUUCAAGUAUCAAAUAUAAAAAAUGAUGAGUGUCCAUCUAUUCCAUGGGACGAAUUUCAGACAAAAUUCAGCUCUCGGUCAAGAGGUUGGGUCGAACUACCAUCAGACUCGGAAUGUAGAACGUGCAUCAAAUUACGUUUAGAUCACGAUUUAAAAAAUAAAGAAGAUUUAUUGAAAUUAUUCCAAGCUAGUCGGAGCAAGAAAACCACUAAUAAAUCAUUGGAAGAGAGUAAAAUAAUCAAAGGGCCAACUGAUAGUAUUAAUUUAUUGGACAAGCAGGGCAUCAUGGAUUUAUUUGAAGAUAAAUUGGAAAUUAAUGUAACUGAUGUAGCUAUGACACUAUCCAUGAGCUCUGUUACAGGUUUAGCAGAUUUAGCAGAAGACGAAAUUAUACCCAAACCUAUCCCAAUGCAGGUGUAUCUCGAAAGAAUAUAUCUUCAUUUGAAUGAAGAUCGGCCUCCAAACAAUAUAACAUCACCAGGUCCAAUUCCCAUACAAUUGAAUAUAUCAAAACUUAGAAUAGCAAGGGAUAUAAGUGGUGCCUUUACUAUUGAACCAGUUGUAACUAUAUUGGAUAAAAAUAAUUCUGAUAAAUUGAAUCCAAACGGUAACCAGCAAAUUUCUAAAAACGAAGAACGUGAAGUAGAAUUGACUUCUCUAAGACAAACCAGUAAACAACUGAAAUCUGAUAACGAAGAGCUCAAACGACGUCUUGGAACUUUAGAAAGACUUUCAGAAGAAAAUACAAAAUUAUUACGUAUAAAGGAAGAAUCAGAUAAGAUUAAAACUCGUUAUAAUUCUGCACAAGAAAAUAUUGCAAUUCUUGUUAAAGAAAAAAAAGCAUUACUAGAAACAAUAACUGAGCUUCAAAAUCAAAUCAUGGGUAAUGGACCAGGAGGUAGUAAUAGAACCUCAUGGUCUAUCAAGAGAUAGCAUACUGGCUGUUUUAAUUGUUCUAAAUGUUGCAGUUCUGGUAAAUCAUGAAUUUUAUUAUUAUUCAGGAUAUAUAUAUCUUUAUUUUAUAAAUGAAAAAUGCGUAUAAUGAUUUUCAAAAUAGUCUGUAGAACUUUGUUAUAUAUAUUAUAUUUUCUUAUUUUAUAUAUAUAUAUGAAAAAAAAGGAGUAUAUGAACUUUUAUAUUUUUAGUUCUUCAAAAGGCUAUAAUCUUGUAUUGAUUACAAUCAGAGCUAUAAACAGGUAUGUACUUUGGUACAGACAAUGAUGAUAGGAAUGUUUCUUCCAGAGUGUGGCUUUACUUGUAACUGUAAUUAUUGUAAUUGUACUAUAUUUAUCUGCCAUAUAAAGCUAAGAACUGCCGUUCAAUUUAAUGCAAAAUGACAAAAUGAGGCAGUAAGUAUAUAUAUCUAAAUAUACGAAAUAACAUUUGCUUUUAUACAAAACAAAAAGUGAUCGUAAUAAUUAAUGUCUGUUUGGCAUUUUUAUUAAUGAAAACGUAAAGACAUAUAUAUAUAUAUAUAUAUAUAUAUAUAUAUAUAUAUAUAUACAUUUAAUGUGAAUAUAUGUUAUGUUUAUAGGUAGAAAAUACAUUUGAUAAUAAAAUUAUUAUUUUGAAGGAAUUGUAAUUAAGAAAUAUUGUAAGGUUUAUUGAGUGAUUAUAUCCUAUUAAUUUUUAGUUAACUGAAUAGAAAAUAUUUGUUUUUAUAUUAAAUAUUUUUUGUUAAAGAUUUACCCGUUCAUUUUAUAUAAUAAUAUAAUAAAUUAACAUUUUAUAUAGUGCAAUAGUUGGUAUAGAUAAAAUCUCACUUGAAUCUAUAAAUGUACAAUAUGAAUUGAUAUAAAUAUUGUAUUUUAUUUAGAUUAGAAAUUUUUUUCAUAAUAUAAACAUUAACAAGCAUCAAGCAAUGAAAACUAAAAAUAAUAUCUUCAUAUGAUAAUUCCAGAUGCCCAAAAGACUGUCUAAUAUUUACAAAAUUUUCUAAAUAUUACUUCUUAUUCUAUCAUUAAAAAUAUUAGAUGAAUAUAUAUAAGUUAUAUAUCUAAGGUUUAUAAUGUCCAAUUAAAAAUAUUGCUUUUUAGUGUUUCGUAGAUGUAUUAUAUGCGUAUCUAUAAUACAGUAGUAGACUAUGUUCAACAAUAGAAACUUUAAUAUAUGUAUAUGCAUACAUUUUGGGACUUGUUAUUUUUCAAUUUGUUUUUACACAAGUUUUAAAAUGGAUUGCUGGUCGAUCCUUGAGAAAAAAAGUAGUAAUAUAUUUUUCUAGCAAAGCAGUAACGAGCAAAAUAGUUGAAAAACAUCUUAUUUCAUCUAUAAAUAAAUUUUUCUUUAUUUGUCCUUAAAAUAGUACAUACAUCUAUAUUAUGUAUAUGCAUAAAAUACAGAAAAAAAAUAUAAGUUUUGAAGAUGCUUUCUUAUUCUUAAAUUAUGUAUGUAUAUAUGUGUGUGUGUGUGUAUAUAUGUGUGUAUAUAUAUAUAUAUAUAUAUAUAUAUAUAUAUAUAUAUCACACACAUAUCAUAUAUAUAUUUCAAAGUACAUAUCAGGUAUUAUAUAGAGGUUUACUUAUUUAAAAUAUUUAACAUGUUCAAUAAAUUGAAAUUACGAAUAUUUGAUGUAAUCUGCAAGAUAAAUGUUGUAACCAUGAAAAAAAAAGAAAUAUUCUAAUUUGAUUUUUGAAACCAAUUGCAAAUAAUAUUAUGAAUAAUCAUAUAUAUUUUAUUAAAAAAAAAAGAGAUGUAAAUGUACUUUUGAAUUUAAUUUUAUGAUUUGGGUUGGACUAUGUAGUUAUGUUAGCAUAGGAAACAAAUAAUUAGAAGUGUGUGUAUAUUUAUGCUCAAUAUUGCAUAUUACAUAAAUAUACACACUUAGGAUCCUUCUACUAUUUUGACUUAUAUUGUAAUGUAUGUAUAUGUAUGAUAACACAAGAUAUUUGGAGAGUGGUACAGUGAUUUAUAUAAUAAUUUGUAUACAUAUGAAGAUUAAUCUAUAAUAUAGACUAUUGUGAGUGUGAAAUGAAAUCAGUGUUUGGGAAUGCUUGAUAAAACUUAUUUUAUAUAUGUAAUCGCAAUAUUCCGCAAUAGCUGUUUUCCUUUCGUUACAUGGUAUAUUCAAUGUGAUGUAAUUAUACCUAUAUAAUUUCAUUAAUAUUCUUUACAAAUUAUGUGUGAUAAGUUUGUAAAAAUAAUGACUUGUUCUGUACGAUUUUACAAUGAAUUUUGAUCAAUAUUCAAAUACUUCAAUAAUUCUGAGCAUUCAGUCUGCGCAAUAUAUCAUUUCGAUAUAAUAUUUUUUGUUGUAGUAAGAGGUCUAACAGUUUUUAAAGUUUACUAAUGUACGUAUAAUGGUAGUUAAAACGUAUAGUUUUAAUUUUAUACUUUUUAUUUUGAGGAUUAUUGUAUUUAUAUUUUACGUAUCUCCGUUACUCACUUCGAAUAGCAUGAUAAUCAGAAUGAUUUUAUUGUCCAUUUUUAAAUAAUGACGAGAAAUUGAGGGAGGUGCUGCUGUUUUUAAAUAUACAUUAAACUGAUUAUAUCGAUGAAGCAAACUUAAAUUACUUUGUAAUAGUUGUUUAGAACAUCCAAUGUGUUUGGAUAUUGUACAGUCAUUAACCUGUUUUAUGCUAUAGAAAUUGAAUUAGAAAGGUUGUCUAUUAGUGAACGAUUGUUUAUUGUUUAUAGUUUCCUCAAAGCCAUAGUAAAAUAGCCAUUAAUAAUAACAAUAAUAAUAUUAAUAUUAACAAUAAUAUUAAUAAUAAUAAUAUUAAUACGAAUAAUAAUAAUAAUAAUAAUAAUAAUAAUAAUAAUAAUAAUAAUAAUAAUAAUAAUAAUAAUA